UCUCUCUCUCUCUCUCUCUCACACACACACACACUCGCUCCUACAGAUCGGGUUUAGUCAUGGAGGAGUUGAGCGCGGUGGGUGAACAGGUCUUUGAUGCCGAGUGUAUUCUCAACAAACGCCUGAAGAAGGGCAAACUGGAGUAUCUGGUGAAGUGGAGAGGAUGGUCGUCCAAGCACAACAGCUGGGAACCUCAAGAAAACCUUCUUGACCCGAGACUAUUGGCUGCAUUUAACAAGAGGGAGCAAGAGAAAGAACUCUUGAUCCAUAAGAAGGGUAAGAGGCCUCGUGGACGACCCAGAAAAAUUUUGGAAAGCAUUCCAGCCAUGUCAACAUUGUCAAAAUCCAGCAGCUCGUCCUCAUCAUCUUCAUCCUCUGGUUCAUCCUCCUCUUCCUCGUCAUCUUCGUCGUCUUCAGACGAUGACGAUGAAGACGUUAACAACAGGAAUCCAAAUCCCAGCCCUCGUCCGCGAGAGCUUCUCCCAGUCCCUCAAAAGAAAGCGCAGAUUGUGGUUGCCAAGACGGAACCUCCAAAGAAACGAGGGAGGAAAGCUCUUCCUCCAGAACUCAAGGCGCUGCGUCAAGCCAAAGGUCCAAAAGACUCUGAGCUACGAGGUAGCAUAAAGAAACCGCUAAUGCCUGCUAGCUUCAUGUAUACUGGGUUAAACAGAACCUCUGGACGAGACCAAGUCGCACCACACAACAGAGGAACUUUUACCCAGAGCACCUCUGUGAAGAGUUCACUAAGUUCCGCUGGUCGAUCUGUCGGAUCCACCUCGCCUUCACCACUAAGUCGCCUGUCGCAAUCCAAAACGGCUUCCGAUUUUAAGCUCUCUGUUUCGGACAUGUCCAGCGGAGGAGCUGAACCCAAAACAAUGACAAGCAAAUCUCCAGGAGUAGCUGCGUUGAAUUUACACAACUCAACAAGUAAUGGCAACAGACAGGUGUGUUUGCAACCUCCAGCUGUGUCUCCUAACAUACAGAGGAAACAGGAGGCUUCAGAUCAGAGUCCACCUCUGAGAGCAGUUAUUCCAAAAUCCUCGUCAAGCUCCUUUUCAUCUCAGAAAACUCCCUCCAGCCUCCAAGCUCUCAACCUGCAAAGCGCCAACAAAACCACACAGGGCAACGGUACCUCUGCCGCUAACAAUAGUAUUCACAUGAAGGGUUCCACCAACCCUGGCAGGAAAAGCACUGGAUUUAACACAAGACACAAGCACAGCUCUGCACCAAACACUCCUAGUGAGUACACAAGCACCCAGCAAGUCCUCAAGAAUCCACAACGAGACAAAUCCAAAGCAGACGAAGCCAGGGAUUUGUCAGAGAGACUCGGGAAGAAGAAUCAAGGUCAAACGGAGAAGAUUCCACCCCAGACUCCAACGAAAGAGAGCCGAGAUUCCCAACUGGUGCAAGACAGAGCAUCGGCUAAAGAUGUUUUGAAACAAGGAAAGACCCUGAGCGAACUGAGCACUGGAGAAGAAGGAAGCAGCUCGGAUUCCGACCAUGAUUCCUCGUUCCAGAUCAACAACCAGGAUCUGUCCAUCUCUGUGCAUGCAGGUCAGGACUGGAGGCCAACACGGAGCUUGAUCGAACACGUGUUUGUCACUGACGUCACCGCAAACCUUGUCACGGUCACAGUAAAGGAGUCGCCCACCAGCGUAGGGUUCUUUAGCAUCCGCAACUAUUGAAUGUCGUCAACUGGACACAUAGCUACUCUGGGAAAGUUGGAACAGCUAAGAGAAAAUGAUGGAAGUUCAGAGGAUUUAAAGAAGUCAAAGGAGCAUUUUGGUGUCGAGAUCUUAAUAGAUUUUACUCUCACUUGUUUUUACUCAACGCUGAAUUGUCUUGGUUACUUUUGAAGUUUUGAAAGAAGACCAAUGCCUAAUGACUUGUAUAAUCUUUCCUGAUGUUUAGUAAAAGAAGAACUGUUUGUCUGUUACAGUUGCUGUACUAUAUCUUAAGUUUAGAGGUAUACUUGGUUUUCCACAUGCCGUAACAUCUCGCGCACUGUCGAGCGCUCAGCCUUUCAAAGUAUACUCUUUUGAACACGAGCACAAUCGGACGCGUUCGUACGAUGUGCAAAGAUGCGGACUGUCCGCCUGUCUAGAAAAGCUAGGCUGCACAUGGACAGUCCUCGCAUACUGUGCUGAUGACAACAUUUUCAUCAUGCACACUGUGCGUGAGACGAUCCAUCACUUGGAAAACCAAAGUAAACUUAAGCCUUUAGGAAUGCAAUUAAUCUUAAAACGAGGGAUUCGCUAUUCUUCCUGGUUUUCUCGGCAGAGAUUGUUUCUAGUUCUCUUAAAGUUAAUUCUGAAUACGGUAUUCGGAAAAAAGAAAGUAACAAGAUCAGGAAUGUAUCCAAAGUGGUUUUAAGGGGUAGUUCAUCCAAGAAUAUUUGUUUCUGAGUGAACUGUCCAUUUAAUGCUGAAUCUCAAAUCACAAUUUUAAAGAUGCUCGUUUUUAGAGCUAUCGUCUUUUUCCCUCCUGAUAUGAUUGUGGGUGUCCUUUUGAUACUACAAAACAAUUUUCUGUUUAUUUAUUAUGUCUUACUGAUUUUGUUCUUUGGUGAUAUGCUCAAACACACAGUAAAGAUUUGUUUUGUACUAAAUUCAUCAUCAUCUGUUUUAAAUCAGAACUCGUGAAUAUAUCACAAUUUAUCCUUCAGAACGAUUCAGGUCAUGUUUUAGUCUCUAACAUCAAGUGCACUGAUAAUGAAGCGUGAGUCCAUCUAAAACACAACUCUUCAUUUUAAAGAGUCAUUUACCCAAAAAUGAAAAUUCAGUUCCAAUCAUUUACUUAGCCGUAUGUUGCUAAAGAGAUUGUUUUUUCUCAGAUGUUUCUUCUUAAAUCCCUGAAGAGAAAUAAGAAACACAAAUAAGUGAAUUUCUGACUUGGAGUAAGAGUGUGGAGCUCUACAAAUUAAUGCGGAAAGCAUAGUUCAGAUCAUGUGAAUUUGGAAGAAUUUGAUAACUAUUCGUGUUCAUAUUAAGACUAGUUUCAGCAAAGGUCUUUAUAUGCACUCCGUUUAAUCUCAUUGCUUUUUAAAAGAAACCACAAUGAAAGAGAUACAGUAUCAUUAGUUAUGUUCUUUCUAAUUGGUUUGACAAAUAUUUAUUUUCUGAUUAAUUUCGAUCUUCAUUUAAACGAUCCUCAUAUGGUUUCUCAACUUUUUCAAAAGUGAUCAAAAUGGACAUUAUGGCUGAAAUAAACCCAAAUGAAUCUGAAUUUAAUCAAAUCGUAUCUGAGUUUAAUCAAAUCGGGAAAUUUGUAUUGAUGCCCAGCCUUAGUUGACAUAAAUGCUGCGUAAAAUAGACAAGAUUAUUAAAAAAAAAUGCUUGGUUUCAGCUUGGUAAAGAUCCCACCAGUUUUUGCUCAUAGGCUGUAGGGAGUUUUCCAAGCAUGUACGGCAUGCUGUCACGCUUGUAGUUACUGCAGUUUGAACGUCUGCGUGUCACCGCAGGGCUUGUGUUAUCAGCCUUUGCUCAUUCCUGACUGGAGCAAGAUAAUUGCGAGAUGAACAGAAGGCAUGAGAUAGUCUAUAUCUUUCUCUCUCCUGCAUAAGGGCUGAGAUAAGAAAAUACAUGUGCUGAGGUUACUGUCUGUCUCAGCAUUUCACCACCAGGUUCCUCUUAGCAUACUUAUGUAAGCUGCUCUCACAACUGCCAGACACUGCAGACCUGAUGUACUGCGCAGGAGGGUUUGGAUUUCAACAUGUGCACAUGUAACUCUCAAUGCAUGUUGAUGUUUGUAGCAUAUAGUGGCCCCCAAAAAAGUAUUUGAACACUUAAGCAACACUUAAAAAUGACUGAAUGUCAUUGCAUUAGAUAACAAAAUUUGAAUGCAAGUGGCAUUAAUUUUAUUAAGCUAACAUAAGCACAUUUUUCAAGCAAAACAUUUGACAAAAUGAAGUUAGGGUUAGGUUAUUCUUAUGUUUGAAAUGAUAAAACAGAUAUACAGAAAGUAUUGUGAUACUUAUGUUUGUGAAAUGUUAGUGGAACAUGUUCAUAGUUGAUGUGCUGAUCUACACUUGGCUGAGAAAAUCUCCAGCAGCUUUUGAGCACAGAUUAAUACGGAGCCCCUUAGAGGACAGGGCAGGAUUUUUUUUUUUUUCUGAAAUGGUUUUGCGUUCCCUCUUAAUAGUAUGUGUUCCCUCACAAAAAAAUGAACCAUGGUUUUACUACAGUAACCAUAGUUAUAAUAUAAGAACUCAAAA
Myxocyprinus asiaticus (Chinese sucker) is the source of this 4213-nucleotide messenger RNA. RefSeq names its product chromobox protein homolog 2-like. Gene Ontology annotation, biological process: negative regulation of transcription by RNA polymerase II. The transcript is spliced from 5 exons. Gene Ontology annotation, cellular component: heterochromatin; PRC1 complex. The record is from RefSeq and is a predicted model, not a curated record. Bases 60 to 1685 code for a protein of 541 amino acids. NCBI's taxonomy places the organism in Eukaryota, Metazoa, Chordata, Actinopteri, Cypriniformes, Catostomidae.